AUGAAAAAGGAGUUAACAGGAGGGGCAAAGAAAAAGGGACAGAAAAAGAACGGUAAAAAAAGGGCAAAAAAGAGGGCUAAAAAAAAGAAGGGCAAAAAAAAGGGCAAAAAAAAGAAGGGCAAAAAAAAGAAGGGCAAAAAAGAGAAGGGCAAAAAAAAGAAGGGCAAAAAAAGAAGGGAAAAAAAAAGAGAGAGGCAAAAAAAAGAAGGGCAAAAAAGGAGGGACAAAGAAAAAGGAACAAAAAAAAAGAGGGGCAAAGAGAGGGCAUUAAGUAAGAAGAGUAAAUAA
Molecule: messenger RNA, 288 nt
Organism: Zophobas morio
Lineage: Eukaryota; Metazoa; Arthropoda; Insecta; Coleoptera; Tenebrionidae
Product: sperm protamine P2-like
Exons: 3
Coding region: 1-288 (95 amino acids)
Source: RefSeq, a predicted model, not a curated record